AUGUUCUGUUGUUCAGAUGUUCUUUUUCUCCUUCCCAACUUUUCUUCAUUUUCAUUCUCUACUCUUUCUUUCUCUAGCUUCACCUUUCCUUUCUCUUUAUUUCCACAUUAUCUUUCUAUCUAUGUUUUCUUAUUUUAUUUUCACACUUUUGCCUUCUUUCUAUAUUUCCAUUUUCUUUUUUCUUUCUUCAUUUUCAUUUUCCAUUCUUUCUUUUUCUUUAUUCUUUGUCUUCUGUCUAUGCUUUCACCUUCUUUUUUUUCUUUGUUUUUACUUUCUUUCUUUUUCUUAGUUUGUCUUCUUUUUAUGUUUUCUCUUUAUUUCUAUAUUUUUAUUCUAUUUUUUCUUUCUUUAUUUUUACUUUAUUUUAGUUUAUUUUCUUUCAUUAUUUUUAAAUUGCAAUCUUUCUACACAUUUACCUUUUUUUCUUUCUUUCUUUCGCCUAUAUUUUCACUUACUUUCUCAUACUGUUGUCUCCUUUUGAUUUUUACAUUUCAUUUUCCUUACCAUAUUUUUCUUUCCCUGUAUUUCUUUCUUUCAGUAUUUACACUUUUUCCUUUGUAUAUAUUCUCUUUGGGUUUUUUUUCUCAUGGGUGUUUCGUUUCUACUUUUUUCUUUUUUCCUUUUUACCUCCCUUUUUUAUAUUUUUACUCUUUUCUUUCUUUCAUUAUUUACACUUUUCUUUUUCUGUUCUUCCAUAUUUUCACUUCUGUUUACUUUUUCUUUCUUUCAUUCUUUCUUAUAGAAAGAAUAACAGAACACAUUUUAUUCGAAAUACUUGAAAAACUGUUUUAA
Acanthosepion pharaonis is the source of this 792-nucleotide messenger RNA. The record is from the annotation of a GenBank genome assembly. Lineage: Eukaryota; Metazoa; Mollusca; Cephalopoda; Sepiida; Sepiidae.